UCCAUUGAAAUAUCAGUCAUGCCUAUAAAAAAAGUGAAAAACUUGACAUUUUGUAGCAAAUAAACUUAAUGGAUGUACAUUUGAUCCUUUAACAUUAUAUACCAUUUGAAAGGUAAAUCUUUUAUCUAUUGCUGCAUGUUAAAAUAUUGGUAACUUUCCAUGCCUUUCACUUAAAAAACAUAGCAGAACAUACCUACUGAGCCAGUUUUUUCGUCAUAUGAAUAGUUUUGUAACAAAUAUUAUUAAGUAGUUCUCUUUAAAAAUUGAUUUAUCAUUUAUUUAAAUGGGAACUGUAAAUAUUUUUACCUGCAGCCAUAGACAAAUGCAUAAGCUUUCAGAAAAUGUAUAAUUUUCCUGAUUUUGAUAUCUGAUUAAUAAGUUUUACUUGCUACAAGUUUUAAGUUUAGCAGGCAUGCAUGAUAUUUUAACUGGUUAGGAAGUUGCCUAUCUCUGUUAUCUAUGUCUCUGCUAUAAUUGACUGUAACUUGGUAAUUAAUUAUAAUGGAUUAUUUUCAUACUUUGACAAAACAUUUUGGACAAGAGCUUUUAAAAGGUUAAACUGACCUUAAGCUUUAAAUGACCUUGACUGUCAAGGUCAAAUUAUGAAAUUUGGUUAAAUUGUCAUAAUUUUGUAAUUGAUGUACCGAUUUGAUUUAAACUCGGACCAAACAAGACUUGCUACCAAACAAACUUAUUAAAUAAUUUAGAUGUGACCUUGACCCUAAGUAGACCUUGACUGUCAAUGUCAAAUUAGUGAAAUUGUUUUUUUUUUCAACUGGCUAGAACUUUGUUAUUUAUAAAUGGAUUAACUUUAAACUUAAACACAACAUCUUUUAGGUAAGGACCUUCAUGCAUAUAAAACUCAAUUUGAACUUGACUCAUGUAUGACCUUAACCUUGAAGUUCAAAUUAUUGAAUUUUGCUUGAUUUUUGCCGUUAUUGGCUAUAAUUUUUUAUGACUGGAUUGCUCUUCUACUUGAACAUACUUUAGGACAAUGUUUUAAUGCACCUGCAUAAUUUAGGUCAAUAAUGCAAGGUCAAGGUCACUAGAGUUGAUGAAAUGCUAGAUUUUGUUCAGAGCAUAUCUUGAACAUGCAUGGAUGGAUUUUAGUAAUUUUACUUGAUGCAGAUUUUCAACAGGUCUAUAGGUCAAAGUUCAAAGUCAUAGAGAAUUAAUUACCAGCAUAAUCCAGGCCAAUAUUAAAGGUCAAGGUCAUUGGAGAAGAUUGAAUGUAAUGAUUUUGUUCAGACUGUAUCUUGGACAUUCUUGGAUCAGGGAUCUAAGAAUUAUACUUGAAAUGGAUCAUUGUUUUUCCAUCAUGAAACACAAGAACCAGUUGUCUUGGUCAGAGGUCAAGGUCAAACUGAGAGGUCAGGGUUUUGUGUGCAAGAUCAAUUUCCAGAUUAUGUCAUGUGUGAAGAUAUGUGCUUGAAACCUGGCAUGUCUUGAUUAUAUAUGUAAUUAUAUUUCCCGUCCUAAGGCCCAUAAAUGUCUAAUUAUAGACCUUAAAAAAGUUCUUGUUAGAUUUUUGUGAGCAAGAUCAGAUUUUACCCCUAUUUGAUAUUGAAAUAAAAUUUAUAUAUAUAUCUUCAAGAUUGUAAUUGUUGGUUUCAACUUUAGCUUUAGUUUUUUUGACUCUCUAAACUUCUUCAUUAUACCCCCACAAAUGAAGUUUAGGGAGGGUAUAUAGGAGUCAGCUUGUCGGUCGGUCCGUCGGUCGGUCCAUAUCAUGGUUUCCAGACGAUAACUAGAGUUUGGAAUGAGGUAUUGUAAUCAAACUUGGUGUAUAGCAAGCUUAUAUGAAGACCUGGCUUGGUAUUGCAUUUGGACCCCCUGGGGUCAAGGUCAAGGUCACCGUUACUAAAAAUAGAAAAAUGGUUUCCGGACAAUAACUAGAGUUAGGAAUGAGAUAUUGUUAUCAAACUUGGUGAUAGCAAGCUUAUAUGAAGACCUUGGUUGGUAUUGCAUUUGGACCCCCUUGGGUCAAGGUCAAGGUCACUGUUACAAAAAAUAGAAAAAUGGUUUCCGGACAAUAACUAGAGUUAGGAAUGAGAUAUUGUUAUCAAACUUGGCGUAUAGAAAGGUUAUAUGAAGACCUGGGUUGGUAUUGCAUUUGGACCCCCUGGGGUCAAGGUCAAGGUCACCGUUACUAAAAAUAGAAAAAUGGUUCCGGACAAUAACUAGAGUUAGGAAUGAGAUAUUGUUAUCAAACUUGGUGUAUAGCAAGCUUACAUGAAGACCUGGGUUGGUAUUGCAUUUGGACCCCCUUGGGUCAAGGUCACCGUUGCUAAAAAUAGAAAAAUGGUUUCCGGACAAUAACUAGAGUUAGGAAUGAGAUAUUGUUAUCAAACUUGGUGUAUAGCAAGCUUAUAUGAAGAUCUGGCUUGGUAUUGCAUUUGGACCCCCUGGGGUCAAGGUCACCGUUAUUUAAUGGUUUCCGGACAAUAACUACAGUUAGGAAUUAGAUAUUGUUAGCAAACUUAAAUAAAGACCUGGGUUGGUAUUGCAUUUGGACCCCCCUGGGGUCAAGGUCAAGGUCACUGUUACUAAAAAUAGAAAAUCUACGGACAAUAACUAGAGUUAGGAAUGAGAUAUUGUUAUCAAACUUGGGUAUAGCAAGCUGAUAUGAAGACUUGGGUUGGUAUUGCAUUUGGGCCCACUGGGGUCAAGGUCACUGUUACUAAAAAUAGAAAAAUGGUUUUCUGACAAUAACUUGAGUUAGGAAUGAGAUUUUGUAAUCAAAAAUGGUGUAUAGCAAGCUUAUAUGAAGACCUGGGUUGGUAUUGCAUUUGGACCCCCUAGGGUCAAGGUCACCGUUACAGUGUUACUAAAAAUAGAAAAAUGGUUUCCGGACAAUAACUAGAGUUUGGAAUGAGAUAUUGUAAUCAAACUUUUUGUAUAGCAAGCUUAUUUAGAGACCCCAGUUGGGAUUAAAAUUAAUUGAAAUAUUUCUUUGUACACAUUUGAUAGUAUGUGUUCAAAUUUUUCUUCAGACUUCUUAUUUUUCAAAAAGUCAAAGUUGCUGGUGGGGGUAUUAAUCACCUUCAGUGAUAGGUCUAGUUGAUUUUGAAGUAAAUUUGAUCUUUUGUGAAUUCCUACAAAAUUCAGGCUCAUGUUUUACUGUAAAGCAAUGAGAAUUAAUGAACCUGCUGACCUAUUGUAACUAGCAGCUCUUUUUGCAAAACCUAGGUUUUAUCAUCUAUUUUUAAACUUUGGCAUUUUUAUAUUUUUCUGCCAUUUCUUGCAAUGUUUUAUCUAACCUCUACAAAAUGAUUUGUGCCACUUAUAAUUAUGAAAACUUCUGCAAUUGGACACUGAUGAGAUAUUAAGGGCCAUGUUGACCUUCUUUCAAUCAUAAGUAUAUACAUGUACAAAUGAUUAUAAAUAGUAUAUGCUAUAUCUUUGUUCUUCAUUCAUUAUUUACAAGUAUUUAGAAGAUUAUUGUAAUGUAGCAUGCAAUUAAUUGAUAUUGCAUUAUAUAUUAAUUUUCUAUUUUUAGAUCAUUCUAUAUUGUUGAAGAAAGCGGAGAAAGAAUGUGAUGCUACUUUAGCUAUAAGAUAUGCAGAACAUUUACUGAUGCCUCUUGUUGAUGAGAAGAAAUAUGUAAUAGAUACAUACCCAGGAAUACAGUCAGUAAAAUGUUGUGAUGUAGAACACCCUUUAUCUGGAAAGUGUGGAGAUACUUCAUUUGGUUUGCAGGAUGGAUGGCAUGGAAAGGUGGACAUUCUUAUAUGUGAUGCUGAAGAUAGGCUACCUGUCUUUAUUGCAGAGUCAACCGACGAUGAUGUUUCAAUGUCUGAUAUUGAAGAAAGAUCAUGUGAAAAAUCAUCUGGUGAUGCUUACGCUCAGAUGAUAGCGAAAACAUUUGUUUUUUCAUUUUUACAACAUAAACAGAAUUCAGGAAAAUUGCGAAAUUCUUUGAUUCCUAGUAUAGGAAUAAUUGGUGAAAAGUUCAUUGCGUUUAUGUAUGACUGUGAGAAUAAUGUUCUCCUGGGAAGUUGUGUAUUAAGCCUGUUUUAUAAAGGGUCUAUUGAUGUAAGAAGUGUAAUUUUUCUCUGGUUGGUUCUAAAUUACAGAUUGUUUUGCAGUGGACUAAUUGAUGAUUUUAAAAGUUUUAAGUCAGAGUUUCACACAUUAAUUGGUGAUGAAUACCUCAAGCAAUACAGAAAUGAAGUAACCAUGCCUUGUCAUGAAAAAUCCAGCCGAAAAAAAAAAGAGCUUAUGACCCAAGCAUAUCUGAAAAUCCUCCGGCAGUUAGAAAGAGGGUAAAUAGAGCCCAAUAUCCUGUAAUUCCAGCUUUGAAAAUUUAUGGGGAAGAUUGCAGUUAAUAAAUAACAGCAGUAGAUGAUGUGAAAACAGCACUGAGGAUUUUUUUUUUCAACAUUACUGCUGAUUGAUGAGGUUAAUAUUGCUGUUCUGAAAAUUGUAUAUGCUUUAGAAUAGGCCAAGAAAUGUAGAUUACUGCAAGUCACUUGAUCUGGCAUGGGUAAAUAUAUUCCUUCAAAGCUUAAAUUUAAGAUCUUCAGUCAGAAACUGCAUGACUUGGGAUUUAAAUAUUUCACAAAGGGUUUCUUCUAGGAGUUCCCUGCUCAUUUGGGAAAUGUAAUUCAUUGCAAGGACCUCGACAACUUUGGUUCUAUAAAGUCUAAGUGGGAGUUUGGCAUCUGGUUAUACAUUCUGUAUUGCUUGGAAGAAAGUGAUGGUAAUAUAAAUGUAAUUUGUUCUAUUUUUAGAUGAUAAAGUACAGUCACAGAGAAAAUGAGUAAAUCGUAUGGGUCACAUUAUUUGCUUAAGUUCUGAGCAUUUAAUUUUAUAGUGCUUGUCAGAAAUUGAUGAAAUAAAAUUUAAAAUUGAA
This is a messenger RNA of Ruditapes philippinarum (Manila clam), 4855 nucleotides long. RefSeq lists its product as uncharacterized. The transcript has 2 exons. The record is from RefSeq and is a predicted model, not a curated record. NCBI's taxonomy places the organism in Eukaryota, Metazoa, Mollusca, Bivalvia, Venerida, Veneridae. Bases 3454 to 4269 code for a protein of 271 amino acids.